Messenger RNA from Phasianus colchicus (ring-necked pheasant), 3683 nucleotides. It is a transcript of the gene S1PR1, whose product is annotated as sphingosine-1-phosphate receptor 1. Gene Ontology annotation, biological process: G protein-coupled receptor signaling pathway. Gene Ontology annotation, molecular function: sphingosine-1-phosphate receptor activity. Gene Ontology annotation, cellular component: membrane. NCBI's taxonomy places the organism in Eukaryota, Metazoa, Chordata, Aves, Galliformes, Phasianidae. The record is from RefSeq and is a predicted model, not a curated record.
UGUUUGUGGUGGCAAGGGACAUUAAAUGAGCCCUCACUCAGGGGGGCGAGUGCCGGCUUCAGUCGGCGCAGAGCCCCGUUCUGUGUGGCUGUGCCGCUGCAGCCAGGUUCCCCAGGGCGCAAAGGGCGCCGGUGCCGCGCCACGCUUGCCAGGCCUGGCACGUACCCAUUUUAGCCCCGAGCUCGGCCAGGUGAGAAAACUGAGAAAACACCAUCAGCGCUUUUCUUAAACGUUGUUCGAGCGUCCGUCAGGCGCCGGGCCGGGGCACGAGGCGCGUCCUCUGUGCCGCCGCUCCGUGCUGAGCCACUCCGGCUGCGGAGCGGGGCAGGCGGCGGCACGGCAGCACAGCACAGGGCAGGGCGGGAGCGGGACCGCGACGCCGCCUCCCCGGGCAGCGAGGGCAAACGUCCCACGGGACGGAAUGGGAUGGGACUGAGCGGCGGCUCCGCCGGUCCCGCCUCUCUUGGGCCUGUCUCGUCGGCCCUUCUCUCGCCCACAGCCGCGGGCUCUAUAAAGGCGUGCAGGUCACGCGGGGAGGGGUUAAAGAAGGAGGCUGGGGAGCAUUCCGUCGCAGGAACAUUAAAACUGCCGAGCCCCGGCCGGCCGCUGGAGUCGCUGAACGGCACUCACGAUGCGGAGGCUGCAUGCGGGCGGCGCGGCGCGGCUGAGCGAGGACUGCUACUUGUGAGCGUGUGCAGGAGUGCUGGGAGCUGCGAGGCCACCACGGGUUUGUGCUCUCUGUCUAUUGGCACCAUGAGCUCCGGCACCACCGCCCCAGUGAGGGUGGUCAGCAGCCUCGCCAACACCGACGUCAACUAUGUCAUCAAAGAGCACUAUAAUUACACGGGAAAGCUAAAUGAGAAUGCGGACAGUGGAAUAAAAAUGACGUCGGUGGUUUUUAUCAUCAUUUGCUGCUUUAUAAUCUUAGAGAACAUUUUUGUCUUGCUCACCAUCUGGAAAACCAAGAAAUUUCACAGACCGAUGUACUAUUUCAUUGGGAACCUGGCUCUUUCAGACUUGCUGGCUGGCGUGGCUUACACUGCCAACCUCCUACUCUCCGGACACAAAACUUACAGCCUCACCCCUUCCCAGUGGUUCGUAAGGGAGGGCAGCAUGUUUGUCGCCUUGUCAGCUUCUGUGUUCAGCUUGUUGGCCAUCGCCAUUGAGAGAUACAUCACCAUGCUGAAAAUGAAGCUCCACAAUGGCAGCAACAGCUUCCGUUCUUUCCUGCUGAUCAGUGCCUGCUGGGUUAUCUCUGUGAUACUUGGAGGACUCCCAAUCAUGGGCUGGAACUGCAUCAGCCUCUUGUCAAACUGCUCCACAGUGCUGCCGCUCUACCACAAGCACUAUAUUCUCUUUUGCACCACAGUUUUCACUGGCCUAUUGCUAUCUAUUGUUGUCCUCUAUUGCAGAAUCUACUCCAUGGUGAGGACUAGGAGCCGUAGGCUGACAUUUCGAAAAAACAUUACCAAAGCUACCAGGAGCUCAGAAAAGUCACUAGCCUUGCUCAAGACAGUGAUCAUAGUCCUGAGUGCCUUCAUUGCUUGCUGGGCUCCCUUGUUCAUCCUGCUUUUACUGGAUGUGGGCUGUAGAGUGAAGACUUGCCCAAUCCUGUAUAAAGCAGAGUAUUUCUUAGUGCUGGCCGUGCUCAAUUCAGCCACGAACCCUAUCAUCUACACAUUAACUAACAAAGAAAUGCGGAGGGCUUUCAUCAAGAUUCUGUGCUGCUGCAAAUGUCCCCCCACAGACUCGGGGACUAAAUUCAAGAGGCCAAUCAUCGGAGGGAUGGAGUUCAGCCGGAGUAAGUCUGACAAUUCCUCCCACCCACAGAAGGAGGAAGGCGACCGUCCUGAAACCAUCAUGUCUUCAGGCAAUGUUACCUCAUCUUCUUAGGAGUGACUGUGGAGGUUUGUUUAGAGCCUUUCUCUGAAACUGGGAGCCGAGGCACCUCCUGCUCGCUGCAGCAGUGCUGGGCUGAGGAGCAAGUAGCAUUAGUUCUAACGAGGCCAAUGGUGCACUUGCGAGGCUGGAGUUCAAGAAAUGGGACACGCUGUUCUGGCUCAAAAAUCCAUUUCCCCGGAGCAUGUUUUGUCUUUGCACUGAGGCAGCUCAGGAUUGUCAGGCGCAUUCAUAUCCUGAGAUCUCCUUAGUAACUCUGAAAGACUGAUGCCUUGGGGAAGUGAUGCCUGGUGUGUGCAAGAGAAUGAAAGUCGGGGAAGAGGCAAAGGGAGAAUGAAUCUUUUUUUUUUUUUUCUUUUUUUCCCUCCCCUGUGAGAAGAAUGUGAAGUUAUUUUUCCUUUACUUGCAGCAAACCACUGACACAAAGCUCUUUCUGUACUGGGUUUAGUGAUGGCUCGUAUAGUUGGUCAGAAGUGUUUGUUUAACACAUAACAAGGAAAGAGAUCAUGCAGGUAUAAUUUAUACCACAGGCAACCAUAAUUUGACAUCACCUUCCAGAGUUUUUAGUUAAAUAGUAAGGUUUUAUUUGCAGAGUCCAAAGCUGUUGGAGUUUUAUUUAGCAAGAUCAUAGCUGUGAAUUUUUGUUGGUGGUCCUAUUGCAUUUGAAGACCAAGAGCAGGCUCUGUAGUUACACUCACUUAAACAAUUCCAUGGCUGUGUCAGAUUUCAUGGAAUCGCUCAGAGCAGCAUUUGGCCCCACGUGUUGUUUGCCGUGUUGUUAUAUAGCAUUAAAUAAACUGCAUUAUCGUGACAAAAUGUGAGGUAGAACUAAAGGUCACUUCUCAUAAAGAUGACAGAGAGUAAAUCUAAUAGAAUAAAAUACUGUUGACAGCAGCAGGAUUUUUACUGAGGUAAAAAGAGCUAAAAACUGAAGGCAAAGGUUAGUGUCAGGUGACAAAGGCAAAAGGUAAAGACUGGUUACAUCGCCUGAAAAGAAAGCCUCGAGUUUCAGAAAAGUAAGAUUUCAAGUGAAAUGAAUAUAGAUAAAUGCACUUCCAUAACAAAAUGCAACACAUUUUGGCACAUUUUAUUAAUGUUCAUAAUUGCAGGAAAUCUGUUUGUAUUUUAUCAGUUCGUGGCUUCUUGGGAGAAGUGCCUGUCGUUAAAAUGAAUGUAUUUGUUUUACAGUAUCGUUUUUACUUCUCUGGUUUUCUAACCUGUGCUAAUGGGGUUGAAUGUGUACAAUGUAAAUAAGUUAAUGAGAUACAGGAGUCUUCACGCACCUAGAGUAUUACUAUAACAAAAGUGGUAUAUCUGGGAUAGCUGAAAGCAACUGACUGAUUUACAGUUACGGACAACUCCUAGAAGUGGUAUUUUGUAAAAUAAAUAAAUAAAAAUUAUUGCUUUUGUAGUAAAAUUUCCAGUGCAAUUAAAUUGAUUUUUUUUUUUUUUCUGGUUUAAAAAAUAGUAUUUAAUAUGUUUCUGACUUCUGUUGUUCAAUUUGCACAUAGCUUUAUUGACUUCUAAACAUUAAUAAACUGAUUUUUGUAAAGAUUCUGUUAUCACAGUACUGGUACUUUGGUACUGCUGUGGGGAUUUUGCUCCGGGUGUGGUAAUGUUGAUGGAAGUUGUUGACAGAACUCACGGAAAUGACUCCUUGAUUUCAGUAUGAUCUGGAUUAAGCUAUUUUUGUGGAUGUCUUUCUGGUUGGUGGAGACCUAAGAUGCAUGCUGCCACUGGCAAGGUCAUGUAAGAUAAAAAAUGAAUUCUAUACUGUGAUCUUU